Corapipo altera (White-ruffed manakin) is the source of this 358-nucleotide messenger RNA. Its product is annotated as zinc finger protein 3-like. Gene Ontology annotation, biological process: regulation of transcription by RNA polymerase II. Gene Ontology annotation, molecular function: RNA polymerase II cis-regulatory region sequence-specific DNA binding; DNA-binding transcription factor activity, RNA polymerase II-specific. The transcript has a single exon. The record is from RefSeq and is a predicted model, not a curated record. Lineage: Eukaryota; Metazoa; Chordata; Aves; Passeriformes; Pipridae. Bases 26 to 358 code for a protein of 110 amino acids.
CCACCAGCGCAUCCACACCGGGGAGAUGCCCUACAAUUGUGGAGAAUGCGGGAAGAGCUUCAAUGACAGGUCCAACCUCCUCAGUCACCAACGCAUCCACACUGGGGAACGGCCCUACAAGUGCUUGGAAUGUGGGAAGAGGUUUAGGACCACCUCACAUCUCCUCAGGCAUGAGCGGACGCACACGGAUGAGAGGCCCUUCCGCUGCACCGACUGCGGGAAGGGCUUCAACCUGAACUCCAACCUUAUCACCCACCGGCGCAUCCACAGCAGGGAGAGGCCCUACAAGUGUGGGGAGUGUGGGAAGACCUUCCCCCACAGCUCUACCUUGACCAAACACCAACGGACCCAACAGUAA